ACUCUGGGACUGCGCUCGUAGCUGGCGCGUCUGUCUGCUGGCGCUGCCUGUCGCAACUGGUAAACGGCUUCCCAUCUUUGCCGCAAGCCACCGGGGCGCCCUCUGCCCAGCUUUCCUGGCUACGUGGAGAGAGGGGGCACACACAUAAGAUCUUUGGCUUUCCCCUGCCUAGGUGAAUUGGUGGCUGCCUGCGGCUGUUGCUCCCAAGCACCUGGACGGCGGAGUGAUGUGCUGAGACUGGAUUGACCGGAACCCAAACCCAGCAGAGCCUGAAUUGUUUUGGGAUAUCCCCUUACCCAGGUCUGAUGCCCGCGACCUGCGACCGCUCAUGUGAUUGCCACCAUGGCCCGAAUGUGGAACGGGGCAAGUGGUAUGGGGUCCAUUCCUACCUACAUCUGUUCUAUGAGGACUGCACCAGCGCUUGUCCACAUGAAAACCCUGAGCCGGCUGCUUGCAGUGGGUGGAAGUCUGUCCUCUGGAAGGCGUUCCUCUCUGCUGGGACUCUCCUGCUGCUGAUCGGAGCUGCUGCCGUGGCCACCGGCUUCCUCCUCCCCUCUAAGCUGGAAGAAAUUGGUGCAGAAGAGUUCAUGGUGCUAGACCAGCAAGCCGUUGCGUAUAACCGUGCCCUGGGGGUUUGCCGAGCAGUGGGAAUAGUCCUGUGCACCAUUGCUGGGGCCCUGCUGGUCGCCUGUGUCCUGACUUCCACCCUGGCCAGAGUGGAUACAAGAAGGAAGCAGGGAGAGGAAGAAGAGGCUGAGGAAGAGCUACUGCCGGAGAAUCCCCCUGGGAAAGAGAGCCCCGUUGGUUCAGCAUCUCUGCUGCCACUCAGAGCUUCUUGGGUGCAGAACAUCCAGCCAAAGACAGAGACAAAAUUGCAACCAGGUCCUUCUGGGAGCGCCUCAUAAGCCCCACCCUGCAAGCUAUAAUCCCACCGCUGCCACCACGUAAUGGAAGCUAGCGCUGACCGAGAGAGAGGGGACACCAAAGUCUCCGUUACACAAGCACUACUCUGGCCUGACUGCAGUGCUGGCUAGGGGCUGUGGUUCAGUGGUAAAGCAUUUGUUCUGCACACAGAAGGUCUUGGGUUCAAUCCCCAGGGGCCCCAGUUGAAAAGACGAGGCAGGAGAUACUGAGAAAGACCUCUGCCUGAGAUCUGGGAGAGCUGCUGCCGGC
This is a messenger RNA of Sphaerodactylus townsendi, 1173 nucleotides long. RefSeq names its product neurensin 2 (gene NRSN2). NCBI's taxonomy places the organism in Eukaryota, Metazoa, Chordata, Lepidosauria, Squamata, Sphaerodactylidae. The transcript is spliced from 3 exons. Gene Ontology annotation, biological process: nervous system development. The record is from RefSeq and is a predicted model, not a curated record. Bases 306 to 905 code for a protein of 199 amino acids. Gene Ontology annotation, cellular component: transport vesicle; neuronal cell body; neuron projection.